UUCGGCCGCGACUCGACGACGCGGAACGUGACGAACUCGCUGUAUUUGGUCACCUUCCUCGCGUCGACGCUCUACUCGUUCUGGUGGGACGUCGCGCAGGACUGGGGCCUGGGCAUGGCGACGCAGAACCCCUGCUCUAAGGCCUACGCGCCCCUGCGCCGGCGCCUCGCGGCGCCGCGGUGCGUCUACUACGUCGCGACGAUCUUCGACUUCUUCGGCCGCUUCGUGUGGACGCUGACGCUCGUGAGCCAGCGGUCGAGCCCCUGGAUGGUCUACGUGACGCCCUUCCUCGCGCCCCUCGAGAUCCUGCGCCGCGCGUCCUGGAUGUUCUUCCGGCUCGAGCACCAGCAGUUCCACAACCUGGACCGCUACGCGAACAUGGACUGGGUG
Aureococcus anophagefferens is the source of this 390-nucleotide messenger RNA. RefSeq lists its product as hypothetical. NCBI's taxonomy places the organism in Eukaryota, Pelagophyceae, Pelagomonadales, Pelagomonadaceae. Gene Ontology annotation, cellular component: membrane; cytoplasm. The transcript has a single exon. The record is from RefSeq and is a predicted model, not a curated record. The annotation marks the transcript as partial.